This is a messenger RNA of Vicia faba (fava bean), 1332 nucleotides long. The record is from the annotation of a GenBank genome assembly. NCBI's taxonomy places the organism in Eukaryota, Viridiplantae, Streptophyta, Magnoliopsida, Fabales, Fabaceae.
AUGGUGGUUGUUUUAGCUUCAUCCUCUGAUGCUGGUGGUGGGAUUGGAUGUUGGGACCUUCACACAGGUACUGAGCAGAUCCGCUAUAAAUCAUUAUCUUCCCCUGCCCAUGGACUUGUCUCCGUUGGUGAUCGUUUUCUUGCAUCUUCUCAGCUCCGAGACGCAUCAACUUCCUCUGGUUCUGUUUUCUUUUGGUCCUGGUCCAAGCCUCAAGUUGAAGUGAAGAGCUUUCCCGCUGAACCCAUUACGCCUCUUGCUGCUAAUCACAGUGGCACCUAUCUUGUUGCUGGAGGUUUGUCAGGUGAAAUAUACUUGUGGGAGGUUGAAACCGGAAAAUUGCUUAAGAAGUGGCAUGGUCAUAAUAUGGCUGUUACUUGCCUGGUAUUUUCUGAAGAUGACUCACUUCUAAUAUCUGGUUUUAAAAACGGAAGCGUACGAGUUUGGUCUCUCUUAAUGAUAUUUGAUGAUGUGAGAAGACGGGAAGCAAGCCAGAUUUACGAGUAUAGUUUUUCAGAUCACACUUUGUGUGUAAAUGAUGUUGUGAUUGGUUCUGGAGGGUGCAAUGCAAUUAUAGUUUCAGCAUCGGAUGAUCGGACGUGUAAGGUAUGGAGCUUAUCUAAUGGAAUGCUACAAAGAAAUAUAGUAUUCCCUUCAAAGAUUAAAGCUAUUGCAUUGGAUCCAGCUGAACAUGUCUUUUAUGCUGGCAGUGGAGACGGAAAAAUAUUUAUCGUUGCACUUAACACCACAAAAAUUGCUACCAAUAAUCACGUUUCAUAUAUCAUUGAUUCGUUUUCUAACCACAGCAAGACAGUUACUUGCUUGGCAUAUAGCGCCGGUGAUAACUUUUUAAUAUCGGGAUCUGAGGAUGGAAUAGUUCGAGUUUGGAAUGCAAGUACUCAUAACAUCAUCCGUGUCUUUAAACAUGCUAAAGGACCAAUAACUAAUAUCAUUGUUGUAAGACCCGAAAAUGAUUCAAGUAAUCAUAUGUCUUCAAAUUUACAAGCAGCCUCAAAAAAGAAGGGAGCUCAAUUUCCUCCUUUGGAAAAAUAUGCAAAUUCAAUAGACGGACAUUUACAUUCAGUUACGAAGACCAUCGUCAGUCUUGGCGAUAGCGAUAGAUGCAUGGAUGUUUCAUACCUUAGUUCUCAUGUGAUUUCUAAUUACAGUAAAGAACUUCAGAAUCAAGGUUCGACUGCUGCUUCUGAAAUGGAGAUAGAGAAACUAAAAUGCGAUUGCCAAAAGUCUGCGCAGAUGGUUAAUCAAUGGAAGAAAAUGUAUGAAAACUUGCAUCAAUUUUGUGUAAAAGAGCUGGUAGAUGAAAAUAAGAAUUAA